Messenger RNA from Mercenaria mercenaria, 414 nucleotides. Its product is annotated as complement C1q-like protein 4. Lineage: Eukaryota; Metazoa; Mollusca; Bivalvia; Venerida; Veneridae. The transcript has 2 exons. Gene Ontology annotation, molecular function: protein binding. The record is from RefSeq and is a predicted model, not a curated record. Bases 1 to 414 code for a protein of 137 amino acids.
AUGGCAAAUGUACGCGAAAUACAAAAUCCUGCCUUUUCUGCUGUCCUCACAAGAUCUCUCCGGAACCUUGGCAUUCAGCAAGUCAUUAAAUUUGACAGAGUCCUUCUCAAUGACGGUAACUGUUAUGAAACACACACUGGGAUGUUUACAGCGCCAGUAGCUGGCAGGUAUCUCUUUAUCUACAACUUCGGACUUCACGGGAGUACAGAAACGUGGCUUCAACUAGUCAAAAAUGGCGCACGCCAAAACCAAGCUGGUGUCGAAGGUAAAGUAAGUGAUCAAAAUCUGCAGGGUGGAAAUGCUGCAAUUAUUUAUCUUAACCAAGGUGACGACGUUUGGAUCGAGACGGCAAUAUUAUCUGACGUGACUGUUGAGGAAUAUUCAACUACAUUCUCUGGAGCACUUCUCUAUUAA